Trypanosoma cruzi is the source of this 743-nucleotide messenger RNA. Its product is annotated as threonine dehydratase-like, putative. Lineage: Eukaryota; Euglenozoa; Kinetoplastea; Trypanosomatida; Trypanosomatidae. The record is from RefSeq and is a predicted model, not a curated record. The transcript has a single exon. Gene Ontology annotation, molecular function: ATP binding; magnesium ion binding; pyridoxal phosphate binding. Gene Ontology annotation, biological process: pyruvate biosynthetic process; D-serine biosynthetic process; L-serine metabolic process. The annotation marks the transcript as partial.
AUAUUGUGAUCCCCGAGCGCACAAAUGAGGUUACUGUGAAGGCUAUUGCACAUUAUGAUGGUAAGGCCUAUCGCUGUGGCGCCUCACGGAAAGAGCAGAUGAAGCUCGUACAAGCGCUUGUAAGUGAAAAUAAUAACACCAGCCAAAGGAAUGGUGUAAACAGCUGUGUCUUUGUACACCCACAAGAUGAGUGGCUUGUUGCGGGCCAUGGAACGGUAGGGGUGGAGCUUAUGCUGCAGACAGAUGGGCGCUUAGAUUUGGUGGUGGUGCCGGCGAUGGGAGGUGCCCUGUUGGCGGGUGUAGCCCUCGCUGUGAAAGGUAUGAAGCCAAACAUAGCCGUCUACGCUGCAGAAUGUGAAACACCAGAUCCCGAGUGUGAGUUCGAGCACGGGCCUAUCAUUGCUGUCAACAAGAAGGGAUCCACCGAUGUAAAGGACAGCAGGAGGGAAGAAAAUGGCGCUGGUGGUGUGGCGCAGAAAAUUCUCAUGCCAUUAAACGAAAUGGUCGCGCAGUGUAUCAAUCGCCACGUGGACGGUGUGAUAAAGGUCACGCAAGAGCAAAAACGCCACGCCUUUCGCUUUGUUUAUGAACGCUGCAAGCUGGUGAUUGACGACAAUGCCGCGACGGCCGUGGCUGCCGUUUUGACGCGUCCGGAGGCCUUGUCGCGUUACAGGCGCGUUGGCAUUGUACUGACAGGCGGUAACGUUGAUCUGGAUGCCAUCCCGCGACUGGCGCGGCUGUGA